AUGCCCAAAGCACAUAUUAGAUUGCAGGUUGGGCGUAUAUGGGCGCUGCUUGCUGCGCUGAACCUCACAGAAUGCGUGUAUUUUGCGCCCAAGGAUGCGAUGAGCUGUAUGGGGGCUGUGGUGGGUUCCGUGGGCGGGAAAGGCAUGCUUAUCAGCCCGUGGUGGGCGGGGCACCCGCUGUGCAUAGCGAAGCUUGGGUGGCUGGGGUACGUGUACAACAUGCGGGCGUACUCGUGCGGGCUGGACACGAGCUUCAGCCUGGUGCCGAGGAAAGAAAAUAGAGAAAAGGUGUACAAGCACACGCGAGAGCCGGAGAAGGACAGGGCGCGCCUUCCCGACAGCAUUGCGAGUGCGGCAGCGUUUGCAGAAGACGGAGAGUACAGCGUGGCGUUCCAUCGCGCGCUGGUGCAUAUGUUUGGCCUGCAGAAAGACAGCGGGCCAACCUACGAUCGCCUGACAAUUGAAACUGGACGACCGUGCUCGUUUACAGAAUUCCUCCGGGAGAGCUGCAGAACGCAAAAAGAGGCGCACUACGUGCUGGCUGCGCUGGUUCUGCUGAGCGAGGGCGUGGACGUGCCGAUUCGGACCGCUGGGAACAGAGUGAUUCUAAAAAAAAGCCAGGAAAGCGCAGACGUGCUGGUGGAUGUGUGUGUGCCAGCCGUGGACAGUGGAGAAAGACAGCCGUCCGAGACGUGGCAGGUGGUGAACUUCUUCAAGCGAUACAGAGGCACACACAAGAUGCCAAGCACGUAUGAUGAAUUUGAGACUGCCGGCUUUCUGGAGAGCCCGCAGCUCCUGAUUCUCACGUACGUAGGCGAGUACGUGAAAAACUCGGAGGAGCUCAUGUCUGUGCUGGAGUGCAUGUUUGCGCUUGUGGAGGGCAUGGGGCUGGCAGAAAGCGUGGGAGACCCAGACAGCGUGGUCGGGCGGAUCUUUGUGCGUGCAGAGCAGCUUCCGGAAGUAGAGGCGUAUCUGGGCCUGUUUUUGGGCGCGCAGAAAAAGAUGGAGAGGAUGCGGGUUUUAGGAGAGUUUGUGCGUGUGCAGAAGCAUCUAAACUCAUCGAGCUAUGAAAGGGCUACCGAUGAGUUCGAAAAUUUGGAUGAGCCCAACAGAGAAGACUCUUCCGACGCCAGAAGCUACCCAGAGUACAGUGGGCUCAAAGAAACAGAUAACUCUGACGAUUCAGACAUGCUGCAGAGCACAAGGGGCUUACCCGAUCUUAAAUCGUGCGUCAGAUGCGAAGAACCAACAAGUGCAUUGUGCUUGCUUCUUUUGUGCCUGGCGUACGACCCCAAUAAGAUGGAGUACGACAUAAAAGGCCUGCUGGAGCGCAUUGGACGGACAGAGCGGUCGGUGCAGGCCAAGGCGGCAAUUCUGGCGCUGCAGGCUUAUAUAGAGGAGUGCUCUUUUUUCGGGGCAUUCAACUUGCGCGACUGGAUAGAGACAGACUAUUAUUCUAAACUUUACAUAGUUGAGCGACUUGUGGUUAUUUGGAAGAACAGGGAUCUGGACAUUCUAGACUUGAUGCGCGAGUUUGCCACGAAAACCGGGCAGCCGCAGGCCGUGGUAGAUGGCUUGGUGUCGCUUUCUAAGAGCCAGCCGGGUGUGCAUAAGAAUAUAUUGGAUGCCGAGGUCCUACAGCGCAUUAAUUCGAUUGUGCGCUCGCUGGCUGUGUACGAGCAGGCGCAGAUAGAGACCGUGGAGGAUAUAGACAAGUCGAACUGCAGCCGCUACGCGGUUAGAGUAAGGAAUCCGCACAAGGACAAAAGGCGCCAACAGACCUUUGAGAUGGUUACCUGCGAGUGGUAUGUAAAGAGCAGCGUGCAGAUGCCAGACCCCUUUCUUUCCAACCGCGUGCUGAAAGAAAUGCGCAGGCUGGCUGUGCAGUACAGACAGGACGCGGCUUUUCCCAGCUUUGUGUUUGCGGAGUGCAUUGACAGAAUGGCGCUGAGGUGCAACCAGCUCCGGGACUAUGGCCUAUACAAGAAAAAAGUGUGGAAGGCAGCAAGGAAAACCGCCAAGCGCAGCGCGGAGAGGCCGAACCGGGUGCUGCUGGGGCUGCCGAUUGUGGGCGUAAAUUUAAGAGAAGAGCUUUCAGCGAAGAUGCUUCUGUUUGCGCACCGGCACGGCGUGGCGCUAUCUGCCUCGCAUCCAAUCGCACGUCUGGUCGCAAACGUGAUAGGGAGCGCGAAGCUUGAAACCAAGUUCUUGCGCGAAAGUAUUUUGAAGGUGCCUUCAUUCAUUGGCGUUCUGAAGACGCUGUGCCCGACUGUGUGCCCGACUGUGUGCCCGCCCAAGGGCUGCACUGCAGCGCCCUUUGAAUACUAUGGAAGCCCUACGUAUCGGGACGUGUAUGCCCAAAAAAAGUGUAUGUUUUAUUCGGGAAGGAUCAAUAUGGAGCACAUCCGGACGUGUGCUGCGCAUACGGGGAGGCCUUUGUUCAACUGCACGUUGCUAAAAGGCUACAGGUAUCGAGAGGACGCGCCGUGUCUUCUGGCUGCAGAAAAGCCCGUGGAAAUCCUAGAAGAAACCAUCACGCUUGUCCGGGCCGAGCACACAGGGAAGGCGCUGGCGAAGGCCAACGCGCUGGUCAGAGAGCUGCUCUUUAUUUGGCUUUUUGCGGCACUUUCCUCCAGCGAGGCAGCGAGACAUUGCAGGCUUGUUGUGUGGGUGUGCCAGGAGCUGGGCCAGGAGGGCUUCUGCCGCGGCUGCAAAAAAGAAGUAUCAGAUUUCGACUUUAAAGCCGUCAGUAAAGCGCUGGCGUCCUUGGAGGACCCGUGCAUACAAAAGGCUCUUGAGAGCAUCGGGUGGGCGAAGCUUGACAUGCUGAAGAGAGCAUUGUGCGAGCGGCGGGAUCGCUUGAGAUUUCGGAUGUAG
This is a messenger RNA of Nematocida major, 2877 nucleotides long. RefSeq lists its product as uncharacterized. Lineage: Eukaryota; Fungi; Microsporidia. The transcript has a single exon. The record is from RefSeq and is a predicted model, not a curated record. Bases 1 to 2877 code for a protein of 958 amino acids.